AUGUCUAGCGCCAACAGUAUCAAGGUUGUGGCCCGGUUCCGGCCCCAGAACAAGGUCGAGCUGGAAUCAGGCGGUCAGCCCAUUGUCGCGUUCGACGGUGAGGAUACCUGUACCAUAGACUCCAAGGAUGCUCAGAGCACCUUCACGUUCGAUCGUGUGUUUGAUAUGACAUGUAAACAGUCCGACAUCUUCGAUUUCUCCAUCAGAUCCACUGUCGACGACAUUCUUAAUGGCUACAAUGGGACCGUCUUUGCCUACGGCCAGACAGGUGCCGGCAAAUCGUACACCAUGAUGGGCUCCAGCAUCGACGACGAUGAGGGGAGGGGCGUCAUUCCCCGAAUUGUCGAGCAGAUCUUCGCCAGCAUCAUGUCCAGCCCCGGCACCAUGGAAUAUACUGUACGAGUCAGCUAUAUGGAAAUUUACAUGGAGAAGAUCCGCGAUCUCCUCGCCCCCCAGAAUGACAACCUUCCCGUACACGAGGAAAAGAACAGGGGCGUCUAUGUCAAGGGCCUGCUGGAGAUAUACGUUUCGAGCGUCCAGGAGGUGUUCGAAGUCAUGCGGAGGGGCGGCAACGCGCGUGCUGUCGCCGCCACAAAUAUGAACCAGGAGUCCUCCCGGUCGCACUCUAUUUUUGUUAUUACCGUCACGCAGAAGAAUGUGGAGACAGGGUCAGCGAAAAGCGGCCAGCUCUUCCUCGUGGACCUUGCUGGCAGCGAAAAAGUCGGCAAAACUGGCGCAAGCGGUCAGACGCUUGAGGAGGCCAAGAAGAUCAACAAGAGCUUGAGUGCCCUUGGGAUGGUCAUUAAUGCACUUACGGAUGGAAGGUCCUCUCACGUUCCUUACCGGGACUCGAAACUGACCCGGAUUCUCCAAGAGUCUUUGGGUGGUAACAGCCGCACAACUCUCAUCAUCAACUGCUCUCCGAGUAGCUAUAACGACUCGGAAACAUUGAGCACGUUGCGGUUCGGAACCAGAGCGAAGGCCAUCAAGAACAAGGCAAAGGUCAAUGCGGAGCUGAGUCCCGCUGAGCUUAAGUCUCUCCUCAGCAAGGCUAGAGGACAGCUCACGAACUUCGAAAGUUACAUUACGAGCUUGGAAGGGGAGGUUCAACUGUGGCGUGCGGGGGAGUCGGUACCAAAAGACAAAUGGGUGCCCCCCCUAUCCGUUGAGAAUGUCGGUGGAUCACGAGCGGACGCGAAAGUGCCUCGUCCGUCCACGCCUUCCAGGCUUGUGCCUGAGACCAGGGCGGAGACGCCUGUCAUCUCUGAUCGCGCGGGGACACCAAGUUUACCACUCGAUAAAGACGAACGCGAUGACUUCCUUCGCAGAGAGAAUGAACUUCAAGACCAGCUUGCGGAAAAGGAGACCCAAUAUGCUGCAGCCGAGAAAGCUCUCCAGGAAGCCAAGAAAGAACUGGCCUUUCUGAAGGAGCAUGACAGCAAGACGAACAAGGAGAACGAGAGACUGGCGACUGAGUUCAACGAGGUCAAGAUGCAAAUGGAGCGCCUGAAUUUCGAGAGCAAAGAGGCCCAGAUCACCAUCGACGCCCUAAAGGAGCAGAACUCGGAGUUGACCGCCGAGCUAGACGAGCUCAAACAGCAUUUGUUGGACGCCAAGAUAAGCGCCAAAGAGAAUAGCGCUCUGUUGGACGAAAAGGAGAGGAAGAAGGCGGAGAAGAUGGCCAAGAUGAUGGCUGGUUUCGAUCUCGGUGCCGACACUUUCAAUAACAGUGAGAAGGUCAUUUCAGACGCCAUGGCCCACUUGGAGACGCUCAGCGAACGGGCUGCUGGUGGCGACCCUGUUUCGCCUGGCGAAUUCCAAACACUCAUAACGACUUUGCAGCAGAUCCAGGAUAUUGUACGUCAAGCUGAGCUGUCAGUGUACAGCUCCUCGUCGAGCGAGGUGGAAUCCCGACGUCGGAUGGAUGCGGAGGAGAGACUGGCGGCUGUGCAGAGGGAGUACGAAGAACUAUUGACUCGGAAUCUUGAGGAGGCGGAUGUCGAGGAUAUCAGAGCGCGAUUGGAGAAUGUCCUCGCCAAUAAGCAGACAGCAUCGCUCGAAGAUAUCGAGCCCCUGAAGGCCGACGUGGCUCAGAAGACCGCGGAAAAUACCAGGCUGAAGACUUUGGUGGGAGAUCUUCAGCAAAGGGUCAAGUCUGGCACUGCGUCGUCCAUGCCCAACGGCAAGACCAUUCAGCAACAAAUUGCCGAGUUCGAUAUCAUGAAGAAGAGUUUAAUGCGAGAUCUGCAGAAUCGCUGCGAACGCGUGGUGGAACUUGAGAUCUCUCUCGACGAAACCAGAGAGCAGUACAACAACGUCCUUCGGUCCUCGAAUAAUCGGGCCCAGCAGAAGAAGAUGGCAUUUCUCGAGCGGAAUCUCGAACAGCUUACCCAAGUGCAGCGUCACCUCGUCGAGCAAAAUUCGGCCCUCAAGAAGGAGGUCGCGAUUGCAGAGCGAAAACUCAUUGCCCGCAACGAGCGGAUUCAGAGCCUGGAAAGCUUGUUGCAAGAAAGCCAGGAGAAGCUUGCAUCUACGAACCAUAAAUUCGAAGUACAACUUGCCGCGGUCAAGGAAAAGCUCGAGGCAGUCAAGACCGGGAGCACUCGUGGUCUUACCUCGCCCACGCUUGGCAAUUUCAGCCUCUCGAGCGCCGGCACUCGCAUCGCCAAGCCACUUCGCGGAGGUGGCGGAAAUAACGGUGUCGACACUUUGGGGCCGAGUAUUCCCACAAUUAGCAACAUCCAACAAAACGAAGGCGGCGGUAACAAGCGGAGUAGCUGGUUUUUCUCGCAGAAGUAA
This is a messenger RNA of Sodiomyces alkalinus F11, 2799 nucleotides long. RefSeq names its product kinesin motor domain-containing protein. The record is from RefSeq and is a predicted model, not a curated record. Gene Ontology annotation, biological process: microtubule-based movement. Gene Ontology annotation, molecular function: microtubule motor activity; microtubule binding; ATP binding. The transcript has 3 exons. Lineage: Eukaryota; Fungi; Ascomycota; Sordariomycetes; Glomerellales; Plectosphaerellaceae. The coding region runs from base 1 to 2799 and encodes 932 amino acids.